AACGACUCUAAUCUCUGUCUUUAACAUUUCUUCCUUUUCAAGAACUCUUAUACUUGUACUGCAUGUAUGUAGCUCAGUAAUUUCUCAUAAUUCUGUAUCUUCUUAUUUAUUCUUCACGUAUUUCUACACAGAUAAUUUCAAUCCUCAUCUUGACUCUUGAAACCCUACUAAUUCUCAUUCAUAAUUACACCUUAAGCUUCAGUUUUUUUCACAGCAAGUUCAAAACAAUAUGGUAGACGGAGCACAUUACCGGAACGGCGAGGCGAACCCGGUCUCUACAACGACGAUUGGCUCGUCAGUGAUUCCUACAGUUCAUAAACUUCAGGACAUACUUUCUCCAAUUAGCGACGAAUUAACAAAAAUAUCACUGCCGCAAGUAGCGGUGGUUGGCAGUCAAAGCAGCGGCAAGUCGAGCGUUCUUGAAGCACUCGUCGGCCGUGACUUUCUUCCACGUGGCUGCGAUAUUUGUACUCGCAGACCUCUUGUUUUAAUGCUCGAGAAUCGUGCACUUACACCUGACGAUAAUGCUGAGUACGGCGAGUUUCGCCACUUACCUGGAAAACGUUUCUACGAUUUUCAUAAAAUUCGCGACGAAAUUCAGGCUGCGACUGAAAGAGAAGCAGGAAGUAAUAAAGGAGUAUCAGAUAAACAAAUUAGCUUAAAGAUAUGCUCUCCUAAUGUACUUAAUAUGACACUUGUCGAUUUACCGGGAAUUACUAAAGUACCUGUAGGAGAUCAACCUAGUGAUAUCGAAUCAAGGAUUAGGAAGAUGAUAAUGGCUCAUAUUAGUCAAGAGAAUUGUAUUAUAUUAGCUGUUACGCCCGCGAAUUCAGAUUUAGCUACUUCUGAUGCUCUUCAGAUGGCUAGAGAAGCUGAUCCUAAUGGUACGCGGACAAUUGGUGUUAUUACAAAGCUUGAUAUAAUGGAUCGAGGAACUGAUGCCUGCAACUUUUUACUUGGAAAAGUUGUCCCACUACGUCUUGGAUAUAUUGGUGUUGUUAAUCGUAGUCAAGAGGAUAUUAACUAUAACCGAAGUAUCCGUAAUGCGCUUGCACGUGAGGAGCGUUUCUUCAGUGACCAUCCUAUAUAUAAUGGCCUCUCUGAUCGAUGUGGAGUUCCCCAGUUAGCAAAGAAGUUGAAUCAGAUCCUGGAGCAGCAUAUCAGAAUGGUUCUUCCAAAUUUGAAGGCUGAGCUAAAUUCUCGUGCAGCUGCUUUGUCAAAAGAGCUAAGCGCAUAUGGUGAAGUAAUAGAGUCAAAAGCUGACCAAGGAAUGAUUCUAUUGAAUAUCCUGAAAGGAUAUUGUGAAGAUUUUAUUGCCAUGGUGGAUGGAAAAGGUCAGCAUAUGUCAACCAAAGAGCUGUCUGGAGGAGCGAGGAUCAACUACAUUUUUCAGUCAAUUUUUGUUAAAAGAUUGGAGGAAGUUGAUCCUUGUGAAGAUUUAACUGAUGACGAUAUUCGGACAGCAGUUCAGAACUCUACUGGUCCUAGAAAUGCUCUCUUUGUGCCAGAGGCUCCAUUUGAAGUUUUGAUAAGAAGACAAAUAGUGCAGUUGCUAGACCCUAGCCUCCAGUGUCUAAGAUUUGUUCAUGACGAACUGAUGAAGAUGAGUCGUUCUUGUCAAGCAACUGAGUUACAGAGAUAUCCAUUUUUGAGGAGCCGCCUAAAUGAAGAGAUGGGACAAUUUAUGUUUGGUGGUAGAAAACCAGCAGAGAGUAUGAUAAGAAACUUAAUUGAGAUGGAGAUGGAUUACAUAAAUUCGUCACAUCCAAAUUUUAUAGGUGGGAACAAAGCUGUUGAACUUGCCAUGCAGGAAGUGAAAUCAACACAGGAUAAUAUUAACGCUGAAAGGAUAUCAACACCUGAGAGAGAACAGCGAUUGCGGGUUAGUAUUGCUAGGUCAGGUGUCAACGGAAAUACAUCUAAUCAGGGAAGUCAUCUCCAGUCAAAUAAUGAUAAAGCUCCAGCAGGUCGCAAUUCAUCCACGAGAAGCUGGGGCAUUUCAUCUAUAUUUGGAAGCAAGGUAUCAUCUGGAGUAGUUACAUCCAGAACAAAUCUUCAUGAAACUUUCCAUGACACUGAGCAUUCAUCAUACACAAUCCAAUUGAGAGAGCCUCCAUCCAUCUUGAGAGCACAAGAAAUGACAGAGAAAGUAGCAGUGGGAAUAAUUGUAACCAAAGUGCUUUUGAGGUCUUACUACGACAUUGUUCGGAAGAACAUUCAAGACUUAGUGCCCAAAACCAUAAUGCACUUUUUGGUGAAUCAUACUAAAAGGGAGCUACAUAACAACUUCGUACAGAAACUGUACAGGGAUGCUCUUUUUGAAGAGCUUUUGCAGGAGCAUGCUGAGGUGGCUGCAAAGAGAAAACAUGCCCGAGAAGUUUUCAUUGUUUUGAAGCAAGCUAUACAGACCCUUAAUGAUGUGGAAUCUGAUGUGUCAUCUCGAUCAUAUGAGGGCAGUACUACCGGAUUGCCGCCAGGAUAUUCAGGGCGUCUUCAUUCAAUAUCUGGUAAAAAUAGUUCAUCUCGGACAUUUUCAUCCGUCGGCAAAUCCCCUAGAUUAUAUUACUCAGAUGAGCAGGUGUUGCCUGUGAACUGAAUUGGACUGUAAGCUAUCUUUGCAAAUUUUGAGGUGUUAAUUCAAGAUGGCUGCUGGUUAAUUCAAUUCCAGGUUGUUAUGGGUUGGGGUUUUUGAUGUCAAUGUGUAUAAAUUAAACAUUUGUUAUCAUAUAAAUGAUAGCAUUUCCCAUGGGAAUUUCGAUAUGCGGGCCUCGCCGUAAAUGAGCAGGAACUUCUGCCUUUAUUUAGAGCUUCCAAUUUUGCAGCAAAGUGUGAUACAGAUACUUUUCGUCUGUCUGCUCUGUCCUCUGCUAUAUUGUCUUGUAUUGUUUUAAGAUUAAUCUUCUUGAUCUUAUGGUCUUGAAGCAUUUAGCAUUAAAGGUGUGCUUGGUUCCAAUGAAUUCACAAAAUUUUGUGGAAUUUAUUGUAAAUGGAUAUAGUUGUGUUUGGUUUACUUAUUAAUUUAUUUUUGUAACUAUUUUUAAUA
Molecule: messenger RNA, 3043 nt
Organism: Mercurialis annua (annual mercury)
Lineage: Eukaryota; Viridiplantae; Streptophyta; Magnoliopsida; Malpighiales; Euphorbiaceae
Product: dynamin-related protein 3A-like
Exons: 20
Coding region: 230-2596 (788 amino acids)
Cellular component (GO): membrane; cytoplasm; microtubule
Molecular function (GO): GTP binding; microtubule binding; GTPase activity
Source: RefSeq, a predicted model, not a curated record